This is a messenger RNA of Monoraphidium neglectum, 441 nucleotides long. RefSeq lists its product as hypothetical. The annotation marks the transcript as partial. Lineage: Eukaryota; Viridiplantae; Chlorophyta; Chlorophyceae; Sphaeropleales; Selenastraceae. The record is from RefSeq and is a predicted model, not a curated record. The transcript has a single exon.
AUGGACCUCCUGCGGCGGGCGCUCGGCCCCGACGUGCCCGCGGGCCCCGCGCUGUUCGAUGCGGUCAACGCCGCGGCGGCCGGCGGGAAUGCGGCGCUGCAGGGCGCGGUAAACUCCGCCGCGUCGGCCGCCGUCUCGCUGGGCAAGGCGAUGGAGUCGGCCGACUCUGGGGAGUUUGGUGACCUCAAGCGCGCGGCCGCGGCGGCCGCGGCGGCGGCAGACACCCUGAAGGCGGCCGCGACGAAGAAUCGCGGCUGGAGCGCGACUUUGAAGCAGAUAUCGGCUACCAAGAAGGGCGCUGCUGCGGCCGCCGCGCUGGGCGAGACCGCGGCAGGGGUGCUCGCGGCUGCGGACGCCCAAGAGUCCGCGUUCAAGGCGGCGUCGGUCGAGGUCAAGCGCGCGCAGUCCGCCGCCGCCGACGCGGCGGCCGCGACGGCCGAG